AUGUUCUCCCUGCCGUCCCUCCCCUCCUGGGUCAGCCUCCCCUCCCUCCAGUGGGGCUCCAGCCUCCUGGACCCCCUCCUACAAGGCCUCACCGGGGCCUGUGGAGUGUCCGUUCUCACCAGCCUCCUGAAGGUCUACUUCUUCGUGGGCUGUGCCAACAACCCAAAACGGCAGCUUGAGAAGGAGCGACUGCGGGCCCAGUGGGCCUCCCUGGAGACAGCGCACCUGGCAGGGCUGGCCCUGAUUCUGACCGUCGUGGGGGCCCGCGUGGCGGCCCUGGUGGUGCUGGAGUUCUCCCUCAGGGCUGUCUCCACGCUGCUCUCGCAGGACAAGGGCUCCCGGGGCACCCAGAGGCUGCAGCUCUACCUGCUGAGCCAGUUCUCGCUGGGCUGCGGGCUGACCUGCGGCCUGAGCUUCCUGCACGAGGGCGCCCCGCACGGCACGCUCGGCCUGCUGCUGGGGCUCCUGCUGGCCGCGCUGCUGGCCAGGGCCGCCCGGCGCCUGCGCGCCCACGUCUGCCGCCUCUACGAGCUGCACAGCGCCCAGCACUACUGCGGGCUCUGCCUGGGCCUGCUGGCCGGCCGCGACGACCUGCCCCGGCUGCUGGGCCGCGCGCUGGCCCUGGCCUUCGUCGUGGGCGACCUGGCGGCUGUGGCCCUCAUCAACCGGGACUUCCUGACCACCUCGGAGGCCGUGCGCUUCUGGACGCCUCUCACCAUCUGCUACACCCUGCUGGUCAUCUACAUGCAGGAGGAGCAGCGACUGCACCCCGGGCUGCAGGGCCAGGUCCAGACAGUGCUGGUGCGUAUGGGCGGCCUCUUUGUGCUGCUGCUGACCGUGGGCAGCUGGCUGGACCUCCUGGGUGUCUUUGUCUCCCUCCUGGGCGAGCUCUGGUGCCUGGUGGGCGUCCGCACCCUGAUCGACCUCUGCCAGAUACAGGAUUUUCCAUCCCAGAGGCCUGCUGCACCUGUUUCAGACCAGCGCCCGCCUGCAGCUCCUGACCAGCCCCAGCAAACCGCCCCCUCCUGACCUGCCUCGACAAGGGCUUGGCAUCCGUCUGAGGCCGCUGGGCUCACGUGGAGGACUUAACUCCAGGACACUGCCUGGAAACGGCGUGGCAGGCCUGGCCCCUGCUGGCUGGUGCACCUACAGGCUGUGGGUCAUCUCUCUUCCUCAGGACAGGCCGUGGCUAGAGACCCUCAGCUGCCUUGCUAGGAGGGCUGAGGGGGUGGGGGAGACCUACACCCCAGAAUGGCUUCCCCUUUCCCAGCCUCCCUUGUCCUCUCCAUGAGCAAUAAAAAUGAU
Molecule: messenger RNA, 1305 nt
Organism: Condylura cristata (star-nosed mole)
Lineage: Eukaryota; Metazoa; Chordata; Mammalia; Eulipotyphla; Talpidae
Gene: TMEM82
Product: transmembrane protein 82
Exons: 6
Coding region: 1-1029 (342 amino acids)
Source: RefSeq, a predicted model, not a curated record